Scophthalmus maximus (turbot) is the source of this 2704-nucleotide messenger RNA. RefSeq names its product FEV transcription factor, ETS family member (gene fev). Gene Ontology annotation, molecular function: DNA-binding transcription factor activity, RNA polymerase II-specific; sequence-specific DNA binding. Lineage: Eukaryota; Metazoa; Chordata; Actinopteri; Pleuronectiformes; Scophthalmidae. The transcript is spliced from 2 exons. The record is from RefSeq and is a predicted model, not a curated record. The coding region runs from base 777 to 1451 and encodes 224 amino acids. Gene Ontology annotation, cellular component: nucleus. Gene Ontology annotation, biological process: cell differentiation; regulation of transcription by RNA polymerase II.
CUUCCAUACACGAAUAGAUUUGGGUUGGGGUUUUUUUUAGUGCUGUAAUUUCUUUCAAAGAUUCGGCCCCGGGUGCCGGUGCGCUCCCGGUGCGCUCCCGGCGCGUCGGGCGCUGCUCCCGGGUUUUUUUUUCCUGUUUUUUUUUUUUGGUUCCAGGGCUCGAGCAUUGUUCAGCCCUUUUUCAAAUCUGAAAGCCCGUCUGCUCUUUUGUCGGAAAUCGGAAAUCCUUUUUCCUGGACGCGUUUCCUGGCUCCUCGCAGAGUCGGAGCCCGCAGAGACGACACCCUUAGUGCGGCCGCCGUGCGCCGGCACCGGCACCGGGACGCAGUCGGGGACUUUAUGGUCCAUUCAUUGGAUCUUUUGUUGGAAUUUUGUGAAGUUUCAUAUUUCAUCGGAUUUUUUUUUCUUCUUGGGGAUCCCAUGCACCGGGCUAGUCAAUUAUACAGCGACGUUUAAUAUUUUUUUUACAACAGCUGCUCUCUCUACCGAGCCUGCUUAUUAUUAUUAUUAUUAUUAUUAUUAUUAUUAUUAUUAUUACUCUGAAAACAGAUUUAAAGAAAAUCCAUCUUUAAAGUGUGUUUUGAUUUCGUCCACUUCUAUUCCCUCGAGUGUUCUUGCUUCAUUCGAAGAUAUGAAAGUCAUUUCUAGGAAAAUAAUUCUGGACACAAGUGGAUUUUGUUUUCUUCCCCCAGCGAAGCAAUUAUUAGAUGCAUUUCUGAGGCAGCAGGCCUGCACCUGUUCAAGGAAGCAUCCUGUAAUAUUUUUUUUUUAAGCUGAUGGCGGUGAUGAUGAUGAUGGUGUUGAUGACGGUGACAUUGUGUCUGCUUUUGAUUUCAGAUCCAACAGAAAAUCUGUUGAAGGAAAGCAAAGGGACGUCGUGGGGUCCAAUAAAUACGGGAGUACAAAAAGGCAGCGGGCAGAUUCAGCUCUGGCAGUUCCUGCUGGAGCUGCUCUCUGACAGCACCAACAUGUCGUGCAUCGCCUGGGAGGGCACCAACGGCGAGUUCAAGCUCAUCGACCCGGACGAGGUGGCCCGGCGCUGGGGCGAGCGCAAGAGCAAACCCAACAUGAACUACGACAAGCUGAGCCGCGCGCUGCGCUACUACUACGACAAGAACAUCAUGACCAAGGUGCACGGCAAGAGGUACGCGUACAAGUUCGACUUCCACGGCCUGGCGCAGGUGUGCCAGCCGUCCACCACGGAGCAGGCCAUCUACAAGUUCCAGGGGAACUUCUCGCCGAUCCCCUUCGCCGGGAUCUCCAAGCUGAACCUCAUGGCCCCCGGCGUGGGGCCGUCGGGUUUCUCCUACUGGCCCGGCACCGCGACCACGGCUCUGUACCACAGCCACAACCUCCAGCCGGCGGGGCCCUUCGGCACCGUGUCCCCGUCCCACAUCAGCUGCGUCAACAACAUCAACAGCCUGGGUAGCAUCAACAACCACUACAACUGACUACUUGACUGCGUCUGUCUGCUGUCGACAGACUGGAGGGAGGACGUAAACACCACUAGUGACGCAGCAGAGCGCCAGAGGAGAGGUGGCACACACAUGGGCAAGGACGGUUGCAGGUGAAAGUAUCGUCUUGGCAAAAAAUUGAGUUCAUUUUGGUUAAAAAACAAACCAAAAACAUUUUAAACAUCACGCAAAAAUAAAAUAAAAAUAGUCUAGGCAGCAUCUGGUUGCUUUUAAAAUGUGUUAUUAUGGGUUGUAGCUGAUGCUGAAACGACAGUUGUGUGGGCCUGGUGUCUUAAAAUUGUAUGAAAACAGAAUACGUCUUCACCCAUUUUUAAUUGUAACUCAUAUUUUCAAUGCCACAUUACAUCAUCCAUCCAAGUGGUGCGGCCAAUCAAAUUACGCACGGGGUUUAAUCGACUUUUACCCGCGCAAAUUUCAAUAAUUGUAUUAAAUGAUAACUCACAAACAGACCCACGUGUGGAAUUUUCCUAAUUCCAUCCUCAAUCUGUGCAAUUAAUUCAUAUGUAGUUCAAUAAAAGUUUCUGCGUGGGAGACCAGUUUGCAAAAUGAACAAAAAUACUAGAACAUUAUCCGAAAGGGUAAUGAUAGACAUAAUUUCUAUUUAAUUUCCUUUCUGUUCACAACCUUUUCUCUCCCUUUGCCAUUUGUCAUCCCUUCUUCCUUAUUAAUUGAGUUCUGGGUCUGUUAUUAGAUACAGAUGGAUGUGUUCACUCCAAUUUGGGAGCAAGAUGGCCAGCCAUCACUGGACUGUUAGCGCCAUCUCGUGGUGUUAUGAAAUAGCCAAAUGCCUGCUAUAACACUUCAUAAUUGUCACUUUCACUCAAUAUCAGCACGACUACAUCCCCUUAAUCAGUCAAAACUCAGUAUCUUCAUUACCGGAAAUAUUCGAUCACGAGGCUGCGCCAAUAAAAAAGAAAUCCAACGUGACUGACUUUGCAAUAAAAAUAACACUACUUCAGAGGUGUGGGGUUGUAAAAAAUGUGUGACAUUAUAGGCUCUAACGUGAAUAGUGAUGAAAACUGUGAAUCCUCGAUCUACUCUGUAAAUACUGUAGGUAUAGGGUACAGACAGGCUCGGGCUAUUGCUGCUUUUUAGUGAUUUUGAAGUGAAUUACCAUGCAUCAUUCAUUUGUUCACAAAAGCUCAUAAACUGUAGCCUAACCAACUGUACCAAUAAUAUAAAAAAACAACAACAAAUGAAGUAAAUAAAGAUAGAUUGUUAUGAUCAAG